Molecule: messenger RNA, 5151 nt
Organism: Lasiodiplodia theobromae
Lineage: Eukaryota; Fungi; Ascomycota; Dothideomycetes; Botryosphaeriales; Botryosphaeriaceae
Product: DNA-directed RNA polymerase i subunit Rpa1
Exons: 3
Coding region: 1-5151 (1716 amino acids)
Biological process (GO): DNA-templated transcription
Cellular component (GO): RNA polymerase I complex
Molecular function (GO): DNA binding; DNA-directed RNA polymerase activity
Source: RefSeq, a predicted model, not a curated record
AUGGCGCGUAACGCGGGAAUGAACAUCGCCGACCCCGUCUCGAGCGCUAUCAAGGGCGUCGAGUUCGGGGUUUUGAGCGCCGACGAGAUCAAGAGCUUGUCGGUCAAGCGUGUCACGGCCGCGGUCACGUUUGACACAUUGGGCCACCCGGUCCCCAAUGGACUGCACGACUUGGCGCUGGGAGCCGCGAUGGGCUCGCCUUGCGCGACUUGCAAUUUGGACGAGUUCCGUUGCCCUGGACACACCGGCCACAUCGACUUGCCUGUCCCCGUCUACCAUCCUACAUUCAUGGACCAAUUGCUCCGCCUCCUCCGCGCACAGUGCCAGUACUGCCACGGUUUCAAAAUGUCGAAAGUGACCACGCACCUUUACUCUUGCAAGCUGCGCUUGGUCCACCACGGACUUUUGAAGGAGGCCGCAGAGCUCGAGAUGAUCGAGGCUCCGAAUGUGAAGGGGUCGAAAGAGGAGGGCGAGGACGUCGAGUCCGAGGACAGUGAUGCCGACGCGCAGGACAUUAUUCAAAAGCGUGAGGCCUACGUCAAGCGUGCCCUAAAGGAUGCUGGCAUUCGCAAAAAGUCCGAGUGGUCGCAGAAACGGGCCGAGGCGGUCGCUGAGGAACGGAGGUACAUCAUCAAGGACUUCCUUACUGACAUCAACAAGCCGCGUAAGUGCGGCAACUGCGGCGGCAUCUCGCCCAACUUCCGCAAGGACCGCUACGUCAAGAUUUUCAAAAAGGCCCUCAGCAAGAAGGACAAGAAUGCGAUGAUACAAAAGGGCAUUAAGACCGCUGCGCCGAUCGUCGAAGAAGUCGCCAGGAAACGGGCGCUGAAGGCCGCCAAGAACAAGGACGGCUCCGAUCGCAUGGACGUCGACGAGGGCGUCGCCGACAUGGAAGAGGAGUCCGAGGGCGAGUCGCUCGACGCGGACGAGGAGAUUGCUGGAGGCCUGAUCGCUGAUGCGUCCACGACCGCGACGAAGAAGAAGCAAAAUGCCGAAGAAGAUGCCGAGGGCCAGUCCUACGUCAGCUCUUCGGAGGUCCUAUACAGCCUCGAGCGGCUGUUCCAAAAAGAGCAGGACGUCCUGUCGCACGUCUACGGUCCGCGUUCGCGCAGGAAGGGUGGAAAGGUCAGCGCCGAGAUGUUCUUCAUCAAGGCCUUGAUCGUGCCACCGAACAAAUUCAGACCAGAGGCUAAGACGGGAGACUCGAUCGCCGAAGCUUCCGUCAACUCGCUCUACAAGGGGAUUCUGUCUGCUUGCGACACGAUCAACCAGAUCGUGCAGGAGAUCAAGAGCGGCUCUGGCCUGCAAGGGCGACCGGCGAGGACGUACGACUCGCUCCAGGACGCCAUCGUCGGACUCCAAGACGCCACCAACUCGCUGAUCGACCGCGAUCGCAACCCCACGCAGGGUGCCGCUGGCAAGAGGAACGAGGAUGGCAUCAAGCAGAAGCUCGAAAAGAAGGAGGGUUUGUUCCGUAAGCACAUGAUGGGCAAGCGUGUCAAUUUCGCGGCUCGAUCGGUCAUCAGUCCCGAUCCCAACCUGAAUUCCAACGAGAUUGGCGUUCCGCCGGUCUUUGCGAAGAAGCUGCACUAUCCCGAGCCAGUCACGAGCCACAACUUUGACGAGUUGAAAGAGGCCGUUCUGAACGGCCCCGACAAGUGGCCGGGUGCCGUCGCCGUGGAAGAUGAGAACGGUAGCGUUAUACUCCUCGCUAAGAAGAACUACGAAGAGCGCGUCGCCAUCGCCAACCAGCUGCUCGCGCCUUCAUCUGGCGCCAGCUUCUCCGGGGCGAGGAACAAAAAGGUUUAUAGGCAUCUCAACAACGGCGACGUCGUCAUCAUGAACAGACAGCCGACCCUGCACAAGCCGUCCAUGAUGGUUCACAGAGCGCGCGUCCUGCCCGGAGAACGCACGAUUCGCAUGCACUACGCCAACUGCAACACCUACAAUGCGGAUUUCGACGGUGACGAGAUGAACAUGCACUUCCCCCAGAACGAGCUCGCCCGCGCCGAGGCCGCCAUGAUCGCGGAUGCCGACCACCAGUACCUCUCCGCGACGGCGGGAGCACCGCUGCGCGGUCUCAUUCAGGAUCACAUCACGAUUUGUGUCCUCCUGUGCUCCAGGGACACCUUUUUCAGUAAGGGUGACUACCAGAAUCUAAUCUACGCGGGCUUGAGGCCCGAGGACAACCACACGACCUCAGGCAGGCUCCUAACCGUUCCUCCGGCCGUUUGGAAGCCCCGCCCUCUCUGGACCGGCAAACAGGUCAUCACGACCCUUCUGAAAAACAUCAAGCCAGAGUCUCACGGGCCCCUCACAUUCACCUCGAAGUCGCAGACCGCGGCGGACAGAUGGGGCAAGGGCUCCGAAGAAGGCAACGUGCUCUUCAAGGACGGCGAGCUGCUCACAGGCAUCUUGGACAAGAAGCAGAUUGGACCUGCCGGCGGCGGUUUGGUCAACGCGGUCUACGAGGCCUACGGUCAUACCGCUGCCGGCCGCGUGUUGAGUGCUCUGGGAAGGUUACUCACGAAACUGCUUCACAUGUGGGCGCAUUCGUGCGGUGUGGAAGAUCUGAUUCUCACGGCCGAAGGUGAACAGGCUAGGAGAGAGGCGCUGCAGGCCGCGGAGACGGUGGGCCUCGAAGUCGCGUCGAAAUAUGUCUCUCUGAACAGCGGUGGCAAACUUCGAUCCGACAACCCGGAGCUUUUGAGGCGCUUGGAAACCGUGCUCCGCGACGACUCGAAGCAGCACGGUCUCGACCAGCUCACCAAUGCUGCUUCCGGCAAGGUUUCGUCAGCAGUCACGUCGGCCUGCCUGCCGAACCACCUGAUCAGGCAGUUCCCGGCGAACCAGAUGCAGCGUAUGACGGGUACCGGUGCCAAGGGCAGUCCGGUCAACGCCAACCUGAUUUCCUGCAAUCUCGGCCAGCAGGUCCUGGAAGGUAGGCGUGUGCCUGUCAUGGUCAGCGGCAAGACGCUGCCGUGCUUCAAGCCGUUCGAGUCGAGCGUCAGGGCAGGCGGCUACGUCGUCGACCGUUUCUUGACCGGUAUCAGACCCCAGGAGUACUACUUCCACACCAUGGCCGGUCGUGAGGGUCUUAUCGACACCGCCGUCAAGACUUCCCGUUCCGGCUACCUGCAACGCUGUCUGAUUAAGGGCAUGGAGGGCCUCAAGGUCCACUACGAUACCACCGUGCGCGACUCGGACGGCUCGAUGAUCCAGUUCCUCUACGGCGAGGACGGUUUGGAUCCUACCCGGGUGCGGUACCUCAACGACUUCCGCUUCUCUGCCGAGAACUUCAAGUCCGUCUUCGAGUCCAUGGACGUUAGAGGACAGCUGUCGAAGCUGCAGAAUGAGGAGGCGAGCGAGUGGAACAAGACCGCCUCGAAAAAGUACCGCAAGACUGGAGACCUCGGCUGCAUGGAUCCCGCGCUCGCCCAUUGGAACCCCAGCCGCUGGGCGGUCACCUCGGAGAGCUUCUUCCAGGCGAAGAAGAAGUACCUCGACGAUAAUCCCGACAAGCUCAUCAAGGACAAGAAGCAAAACAUCGAGACCGGUCUGUCAAAGAAGACGUUUAACGCCCUGCUCGACAUCAAGUAUCUGAAGUCCCUGAUCGAGCCUGGUGAGGCCGUCGGAGUGGUUGCGGGCCAGUCCAUCGGCGAGCCAUCCACCCAGAUGACGCUCAACACUUUCCAUUUGGCCGGUCACUCGGCGAAGAACGUCACGCUCGGUAUUCCCCGUCUCCGUGAAAUCGUCAUGACGGCUUCGGCUGCCAUUUCGACGCCGAGCAUGACGCUGUACGUGAACGAUGAGGUCACCAAGGAGGAGAGCGAACGCUUCGCCAAGGGUAUCAGCCGCCUGUCGCUCGCUCAGAUCGUCGACGAUGUGACCGUGAGCGAAACGAUUGGUCGCGGCGUCGCGUACACUCAGGCGAAGAUCUACAGGAUCCGCUUGAAUUUCUUCCCCGCCAAAGAAUACUGCCAGGAGUACGCCAUCACCGUCAGGGACGUCGAGCGUGCAAUCGAGACCAAGUUCCUCCACCGCUUGGGGAAGCUCGUUCGGGACCUCAUCAAGAAGAAGGGCCAAGAGAAGACGCUCAAGACGGCCGCGAAGUCGGAUGCGCUGCCCGAGGUCGGCAAGUCUUCUCGGACGGUGAAGCAGCACCAGGGUCGCCCUCAAGCCGAGGGAGAGGAGGCGGACGAGGGAGACGGAGUCGACGAUGACGAGGAUGGCGACGACGACGACGACGACGACGAUGCCACCAACGACAAGCAAAAGGCCAACCGCCAGAUGGCCACCUCAUACGAGAACCCCGACGAUGAAGAGGAGGCGAUCGCAGCCGAAGGCCGCCGGAGGGACGCCACUCCCGAGCCCAUGGAUGAGGACGAAACGUACGGCGGCAGCCCCAAGCCUGGUCAGACCUCUGAUGACGACUCAGACGACGACUCGGCAUCCAAGCCGCGCAAGAUUAGCAAGGUUGCGGUUAUCGAGAGGGAACAGAGGUUGAUGUCAAAGGUUGAAGACUUGACGUCGUUCAAGUUUGACGACAAGAAGGGCCAGUGGUGCGAAGUCGUGUUUGAGUACCCCGUCGCAACCGCCAAGCUUCUGAUGCUCAAUCUCGUCGAAACUGCCUGCAAGGAUGCAGUUAUCCAAGCCAUCCCGGGCAUCAAGGCCUGCUUGGCGACGCAGGAGAAGGUUGGCAACGUGGACAAGAACGUGGUGCUGGUGGACGGAUCCAACAUGAUUGCGCUCCGCGACUACCAAGACGUGCACGAUCCGCACAAGAUGUACACCAACGACAUCGCCCAGAUCCUCCGCCUCUACGGCGUGGAGGCUGCGCGUGCGAGCAUCGUCAGGGAGAUGUCGGCCGUCUUCGGCGGUCACGGUAUCUCCGUCGACAACAGACAUCUUAACCUUAUCGCCGACGUGAUGACCAGAGGCGGUGGCUACACGGCCUUUAACCGCAUCGGUCUCAAGAGCAACGUCUCGCCGUUCAUGAAGAUGAGCUUCGAGACCACGGUCGGCUUCCUAAAGGACGCGGUGUUGGAGGAGGACGUGGAUACUUUGGACAACCCCAGUGCCAGGAUCGUCGUCGGCAAGCUCAACAACGUCGGCACGGGCUCCUUCGAUGUUCUCACGCCGGUGGCUUAG